Rhagoletis pomonella (apple maggot) is the source of this 558-nucleotide messenger RNA. RefSeq lists its product as uncharacterized. The coding region runs from base 1 to 558 and encodes 185 amino acids. Gene Ontology annotation, cellular component: membrane. The record is from RefSeq and is a predicted model, not a curated record. Gene Ontology annotation, molecular function: calcium ion binding. Gene Ontology annotation, biological process: homophilic cell-cell adhesion. The transcript has 4 exons. NCBI's taxonomy places the organism in Eukaryota, Metazoa, Arthropoda, Insecta, Diptera, Tephritidae.
AUGUUCAAUAGUGUUGCUGACAUUGUUUUUAUGCUUAGCUUCAUACAUUUCCAUUUACUUAAUUCCGUUUCUUUGUAUCUCUUUGUUAAUCCAUUUCGUUUUUAUAUUUUACUUGUUUGUUCUUUGCAGAGCACUCCAGUUGGCACAACAAUCUUCCGCCACAUACAAGCGCUGGACAAGGAUGCUGGUGUUAAUGGACUCGUUGAGUAUUUUAUUGUUGAAGGCAAUACGAAUACAACCGAAGACGAGAAGAUGACAAUUGCCGAUGGUUAUGGCAUAUUCGUAAUUUCCUUUCCGCAUCAAGGGCAGGUGACUAUAGCCAAGACGUUGGAUUACGAGAAGGUGCAACGUUACUAUCUAACCAUUGUCGCAUCGGGCAAUGCUCUGGAGAGAUAUCCAGUUAAUAACAGCAAUAAAAAGCAGAUCGAAAAAGGUGAAACAAAAAAACUGCACGGUCUAACAUCUUGGCAUGUGAAAAUUUCUGACAGCGAAGGUGAUCGUUUUGAUGUUGCAUUGGUUGCAUGUCUGUCAAUCGGGCAGCUGAUACCUAAUACCUAA